This is a messenger RNA of Macadamia integrifolia, 1058 nucleotides long. RefSeq names its product RNA-binding protein 1-like. The transcript is spliced from 6 exons. The record is from RefSeq and is a predicted model, not a curated record. The coding region runs from base 174 to 836 and encodes 220 amino acids. NCBI's taxonomy places the organism in Eukaryota, Viridiplantae, Streptophyta, Magnoliopsida, Proteales, Proteaceae. Gene Ontology annotation, molecular function: mRNA binding.
AGAGACUCAUUUAUAAACUCAUAACCGCUCACGUUUCACUCGUCUCGAUCGCCUUUCACUGUCUCAAAUUUAGGCUCUCUCUGUGCAUUUUGUGCUGAGCGUGUUGUGUCUCUCUGCAAAUUUCUUAUAUCUUUCCUUGCAACCUUUAUUCCUUCGCUGUUUUCACAUCGUUCAUGGCAAUGGCGGAUGGUUAUUGGAGGUACGGAGACGCUAACCAGACUUGUAUGCUUUCCUUAACUGGAAAGCGUUCUCGCUUCGACUAUGUUGCAAAGUUCCCUGGCACUGGAAGUAAUGAAGAUGUAAGAGGUGUACCCCAUGUUGCAAGAGAUGCUGUAACCAUUGAAGCAUCCUAUAAUCGUUACCUGUGCCAAACGUACGGUGAGAAUUAUUUCCAGCAAAUGUCAUCUUAUGGUGUUGGAGAAUCAAGUAGAACAAUGAUUGGGGGAAUGACCAGUCAUUAUGUCAAAAGUUGGAACAUGGAUUUUGUUGGUGAAAAACCUGAGAUGCUUGUCCCCCCAGAUGCUUCAAACAGUCUUUAUGUGGAGGGUUUGCCUGCAGACUGUACACGCAGGGAAGCUUCCCAUAUUUUUCAUCCUUUCGUAGGGUUUAAAGAUGUAAGACUCGUAAUAAGGCAAUCUAAAUUUAGAUAUAGUGCAAAAGAGCCGUAUGCGCUCUGCUUUGUUGAUUUUGAAACUCCUGCACAGGCUAUGACUGCAUUACAUGCCUUGCAAGGAUAUAAAUUUGAUAGGCAUGAUGAGAAUUCUGCUGAACUAAAGUUACAAUUUGCUCGUCAUCCACGUUUAAAGUUAGGCGGUGGGCCUCGUGGUUGGCGUUGAUUGGUUUUUCAAUGUUUGAUUAUGUUUGGCUUAUUAACUUUGUUAGACAUUAAUUUUUACGUGUUCUGGUGGUAUCUUUAUUUACAUGGAUGAUAGUAUAUUAGAAUACAGUAGAUUGGGAGAAGAUCAUUUUAUUUUUUGUUGCUUUUUUGCUGGAUAAACAUAUCCCUGUUGCUAGAUGUGGAUUUAUUUCUUACUAGACUAAUUACAUAUUUGCAAGCA